Messenger RNA from Saccostrea echinata, 1195 nucleotides. Its product is annotated as transcription initiation factor TFIID subunit 9B-like. Gene Ontology annotation, molecular function: RNA polymerase II general transcription initiation factor activity; transcription coactivator activity; protein heterodimerization activity. Lineage: Eukaryota; Metazoa; Mollusca; Bivalvia; Ostreida; Ostreidae. Gene Ontology annotation, biological process: DNA-templated transcription initiation; RNA polymerase II preinitiation complex assembly. The coding region runs from base 7 to 813 and encodes 268 amino acids. The transcript is spliced from 6 exons. Gene Ontology annotation, cellular component: SAGA complex; transcription factor TFIID complex. The record is from RefSeq and is a predicted model, not a curated record.
AUAAAAAUGGCGUCUCCAGCGAAGAGUUCUCCGCGAGAUGCACAAGUAAUGGGUGCAAUUUUAAAAGAAAUGGGUGUUACUGAAUACGAACCUAGAGUUGUGAAUGUCAUGUUGGAGUUUGUAUACCGUUAUGUCACAGACAUAUUAGAGGAUGCCAAAGUGUACUCGAACCAUGCCAACAAGAAAUUACUGGACGCAGAGGACAUAAAGUUGGCCGUCCAGUGUCGUAUGGACCACUCCUUCACAAGUCCACCUCCCAGAGAUCUGCUGAUGGAGAUUUCUAAACAUAAGAAUGGCCAAGUCUUACCUCUCAUCAAGACAUAUACAGGACUACGGCUACCGCCAGAUAGAUAUUGUUUGUCUGCCCCUAAUUACAAAAUGAGCAGUCAUAAAGCAGUCAAAAAGCAUCAGGCAAGAAUACAGAUAGGUCUGCCACAAUUCCAGCAGAGAAUCAACCUGAACCAAAUGUCAAUGACACCAGGAAAACUUGGCCCGGGGGGUCCACAUCUCACUGUCGUGUCCAAACCCGGGAUGACUGUCCCUGCUGUUACCAUAGUAACCAAACCCUCGGGUCAACAUCACCCUGUCCCAAAGCCUGCUAUCAGAAUUUCUACAGGUCCAUCAUUGAACUCAUUGAAUCAGGCUCGUACAUUCCAACAUGCAGUUCCGAUGUCUGGAGGUCAUCCCCCCAUCCCUCAGCCCACGAUCCAGUUCCAACCCCUACAGAGUACCACAACCUCCCUCAUCAGCGGGCAGUCCUCAAACCCACUGAAGCGUAAAAUGGAAGACGAAGAUUACGAUAAUCCCUCAUAAUGAGGAGGUGGUUAUUCACAAUAGUAUUACAGUGCUUUCUAUUCUCCAUCAACAGAGGAAUUUCAUCUGAAAUAUGUGUUGUGCUUUUGUAGCCACAGAUUAUUGGAGAUAUACAUGCAUAAAAACUGAAUAGGAUGGAAAGAUCAUGAAGUUUUCAGGCCUUCAAACAGAGUGAAGGGUUGAGUUUUCUGGCUGUUGUCAAGACAUAACCAUGUAUGAAUAUGGUGGUAAAGAUAAUCAAGUUGACAUGGAUUUAAACAAACCUGAGCAUAUACAUGUACUUGAUGUUUUUUCUGUAUGUUGUCAAACUGAAUGAAAAUUGUAAUGUCUACUUAUGCUCAAAUUGAGUAUUUAUGAAUAAAAUGGGACAUACUUCUAUAAA